Molecule: messenger RNA, 2172 nt
Organism: Trichoderma gamsii
Lineage: Eukaryota; Fungi; Ascomycota; Sordariomycetes; Hypocreales; Hypocreaceae
Exons: 3
Coding region: 1-2172 (723 amino acids)
Source: RefSeq, a predicted model, not a curated record
AUGCGGUCUUUCUUAGCUUUAGGGGCUAAUGUGGCCGUGGUGCUAGCAGCUUCAACUCCAACUACCAAAGAGGCCUCAAAAAGUGACACUGUCGAGCCAUGCGCCCAAGUCAGCAGCUUAUGGGCCGCUCAGAUUGGAGCCACUGCCACACCAACUGUGGCCGCCUCUCUCGCUCAUGCGUGCCUGAACACGAUUCCCCUCCACAAAGAACCGGGCAUCGAGUUGAUUGACGCUUUGGAGCCGUAUCUGAAGUGGCAGUCGGACUCGGCAUACCUGGCAGACCCGCCCGCCGAUUACUUCUACCCGCCUCACGACAUCUUCAAGGCAUUGGCCGGCGUCAGGGCCGAUCUCGUGGCGGACAAGUAUACCAACGAAUACGAGUUUCAGGAGGAUCUCUAUGCUCGGGUCUGGGGGCCGGCGCAUGAUGGGCACUUUGUGUUUUAUCCGGAUGCGUUGACCAUCGCAUUUGAGUGGACACGCCCGAAGCCCAUUGUAUCAAUCAGCGAGAAUGGAAAGGAUUUGCCCGUGAUUAAGCUCUAUGAGGAUGUCAUUAGGGACCCAAAGACAGCGCCCGUAAUCACAAAGAUCAACGGGGUCGAGGCCUCCAAGUUCGUCCUUGACACCGUCACAACGGCCUCUUUCAAUCAGGAUGCAGAUGCUGCCUACAACUCCAUGUUUUACUCGAAAGGAUUCACAGCGGCUUCUGGAGGCAGUAAAGGCUACUUUUCGAGCGGUGGCCGCGUCCGAUACAUCUACCAGGGCCCAAACACGACAUUUACCUUCAACAACGGAACCAGCGCAACCUUUGAGAACACCGCGUCGGUCAAGGCGAAUUUCACGGGCAUCGUGGACGGCCCGUCCUAUUUCAGUAACCUUUGCGUUCUCACUAUUGAUGGCGAGCCCAGAGAGGAACCUCUUGCUGCUAUCAGCGCGGGAGCCCAGUCGGGCCAGGUCCCGGGAUACCCAGCGCCGGUUCUGGCGACUGACGACGGUACUGUGUCUGGCUACUUUCUCGAAGGCGAGGGCUUUGACGAUGUCGCCGUCCUCUCUCUCCUCUCUUUUGAACCCAGCUCCGCGAUCCAAUUUCAGGCCGUUAUCCAAAACUUCUUUGCAGAAGCAGUAACCGCCGGGAAGACGAAGCUCGUUAUCGAUUUCCAGGGCAACGGUGGAGGUCUCAUAGGACUGGGCUACGACCUUUACGGCCAACUCUUCCCUCACAUCCGAGCGGAUGGCUUCUCGCGAUGGAAGCUCAGCCCGGAGUUUGAGACCAUGGCCCAUGUCUACAGCAACGCCUCCAAGCACGUGAAUCCCUACACCGAUAACCGUUUCCUGGAGAUUGAGGCAUAUCUGACGGAACUGAAUUGGCGCUUUGACUUGAACGAGAAAGAGAAGCCCUUUACCAGUUUUGCAGACAAGUUUGCGCCAAGAGUGUUCAAGGAUACACCCUACACGGCUCUCACGCGGUGGAACUGGAGCGAUCCUCUCAUCUCGACAAACACCACAUUCGGCUUUGGCCUUGAGAUUUCAGGAUACGGAACCCGCGCAAAUCUCUCUCAGCCAUUCCUGCCGGAAAACAUUGUCCUGCUCUACGACGGUGCCUGCGCCUCGACUUGCACCAUUGCAUCCGAAUCCCUCCGACUCAACGGAGGCGUCAAGUCUGUUGCUUUCGGUGGCCGGCCAAAAAAGGGCCCGAUCCAGGGCGUCGGCGGAGUCAAGGGCUCGCAGAUCUAUCAGCUCACCGACGUCUUCGUGCUCGCCGAAGAUGGAACAUUCCUUGGCACCAACGCAGCGAACGAGGCGGUGCUGCAAAACGUUUCGAGCCUGCCGAUUGCGCGGAGCACGGCGGGAUCGAUGAAUGUGCGAGACCAGAUAAUCCGAACGAACCUGGAGGAUGGUCUUCCGGCGCAAUUUGUUGUUGAACAUGCUGAUUGUCGGCUUUAUUGGACAGCGCCCAUGGUUACGGAUAUCACUGAGGUCUGGAAGGCUGCUGCCGGCGCGGCCUUUAACAACGCCAAGUGUGCAAACGGUGGCAUCAAGUAUAAAGCUCCGAAGGCUCAUGUGCGGCCUGCUGCCAACCCGAAGCUGCCCAUGGUUAAUGAAAGCCCCAAGACUGGGGAUUCACAACGCUCGGGGCUGUGGAAUGCAAGGUAUCGUCUCCGUACGACAGCCUAA